Oryza brachyantha (malo sina) is the source of this 1367-nucleotide messenger RNA. Its product is annotated as peroxidase 2-like. The record is from RefSeq and is a predicted model, not a curated record. Lineage: Eukaryota; Viridiplantae; Streptophyta; Magnoliopsida; Poales; Poaceae. Gene Ontology annotation, cellular component: plasmodesma; plant-type cell wall. The transcript is spliced from 2 exons. Gene Ontology annotation, biological process: response to oxidative stress. Bases 83 to 1135 code for a protein of 350 amino acids. Gene Ontology annotation, molecular function: peroxidase activity; heme binding.
AAGCACUAGCUAGUAUUAGUAUUGCUAAUUAAUUAAGCUCUAGCUAAUUAAGGUAGCAAGAGCCAAGAGAUCUUGGGAGGAGAUGGUGAAGACGACGACGGCGGCGGUGGCCGGCGUGCUGUCGCUGUGCGUGUGCGUGCUGCUCGCCGCCGGGGUGCAGCCGGCGGCGGCCGACGCCGGCGGCUAUGGGUACGGCGGGAAGAAGAGCAUCGAGGCGACGGUGAGGGAGGUGGUGGAGAAGGCCAUCAAGCGCAGACCCGCCGUGGGCCCCGCCCUCGUCCGCUUGGUCUUCCAUGACUGCUGGGUCAACGGUUGCGAUGGAUCGGUGCUGUUGGAGAAGACGCCAUACAGCAGCAGCACCGAGAAGGCGGCGGUGAACAACAUCGGCCUCGACGGCUUCGACGUCAUCGACGCCAUCAAGGCCAAGCUCGGCGCCGCCGUCUCCUGCGCCGACAUCGUCGUCCUCGCCGGCCGCGACGCCUCCGCCAUCCUCAGCCGCGGCAGGGUCACCUACGACGUCGCCACGGGCCGCAAGGACGGCGUCGUCUCCUCCGCCGCCGCCGCCGACGCCGUCCUCCCGGAGCCCACCUUCGAGUUCGCCCAGCUCAAGGACAACUUCGCCAGGAAGGGCUUCACCCAGGGCGAGCUCGUCAUCCUCUCCGGCGCCCACUCCAUCGGCGUCGCCCACCUCUCCUCCUUCCAGGACCGCCUCAACGACUCCACCGCCACGCCCAUCGACGACCAGUACAGGGCGGCGCUCUCCGCCGACGUCGGCCGCCAGAAGAUGAGCCAGAACACGCCGAACCCGACGGAGAAGAACAACAUCCGCGACAUGGGCGCCGCGUUCCAGCAGGCCGCCGGCUACGACGCCACCGGCGUGGACACGUCGGCGGUGGGCGCCCUGGACAACAGCUACUACCACAACAACCUGCAGAACCGGGUGCUGUUCAAGUCCGACUGGGUGAUGCGCACCGACGGCGACGCCGCCAGCGACCUCGCCGAGUACAGGGACAACGCCACCAAGUGGGACGUCGACUUCUCCGCCGCCAUGUCCAAGCUCAGCAAGCUCCCCGCCGAGGGCACCCACUUCGAGAUCCGGAAGAGCUGCAGAUGCACCAACCAGAACUACUACUAACUACGUAGUGCUACUCUACUUAAUUAAGUCAACGUACGAGUCAACGGGAAAAAUACGGCUCCCACGUGUAUAAGUAUACGUAUAUGUGUACUGUACCUAUACGGUAGAGGCACAAUGCCAUCUACUUGUACGUACCUACGAAUGUAAUACUACCAUGCUGGUUUAAAAUUAAUACUACUGGAUCCUUAAUCUUAAUUAAGACUAUUUAAUUUGUUGAGUAAUGUGUAAUGCG